AUGACUGAAAUAUUGCGCGCCAGUCUCCAAGCUGCCGUUGCACCAGACAAGGCCGAGAUUAGCCAGGUCAAGCACCUCUCGUCGUACAACUGGAUCGAGGCACCGACGCCCACAAUCGUCGUCCCGGGGGCCCCGGCUCGUUGGAGACCCCGAGAGGGUGCGAACCGCGUCUCCAAGGAUUCUGGUCUCCAGUACAUUGCCCAAAACGCCGCCCGCCACCCAGAGAAUCCCCUGGAGCCUCUAUUUCGAUCAUUGUAUGCCGAAAAUCCUCUCUUCAACCUUACCGACGUCGAUGUCAUCACCGACCGAAACAACAUCCGCAAGCUCCUCGCGUUUGCAAGCCCGGAACCCAACAAGAAAGACGUCGAAAACUUCACAAUCGAUGUCGAGAUCGUCAAGGACACCACGAUCUUCUGCCGCGCGGAAACGGCGACGGUGAGAGUCAUUGGCCCGCAUGAGUUCCGUGGUCACGGGCAUGAGUUUGAGAAGGCGUACACUGUGUACGCGGUGCCCAAGAGCACGGGGCACCAUCGAGUCAUUUCGUAUCGCUUUUGCGGGCUCAAGUUCAUCGUGCGCCACGAGACGGACGGCUACGUCGAGAAUCUUGCCAAAGACGACUCAGGUGACGACGACGUCCUGCGCAUGAUGCAAGACCUGGCCCUUUCCAGCCGCCCAAAGACGACGACGGACUAUACUCCCAUCGGCGGCUCCAAGCUCAGGAUCGGCAAGGGCGGCCAGACGGUGCCGCUUCGCUCCACGCUGGAGAUCAAGACUCGGACCUUACGGAAGCCGCUUCCCUUGAGCGAGGUGGCGGCGCAGCUCUGGGCGUCGCAGACGCCGAACCUGGUGCGGGCGUACCACGACCGGGGCACGUUCCAGAAACCGCAGGUCGAGAAUGUGGCUGCGCGGAUUCGGCAGUGGGAGGCCGACAACGAGCCGGGUUUGCGGAAGCUCGCGUGGUUGAUUAGGCGUAUCACGGCUCUGGCGAAGGAGUGCGGCGGUAAGGCUAGGGUCAAGUACGAUGCAAACGCGGAUAAGUUGGUGGUUUCACAGGAUGAUGGGAGGAGGGACAUGCUGCCGCAUGAUUUGUACGCUAAAUGGAAUAGUGGCGCUGCUUGA
This is a messenger RNA of Beauveria bassiana ARSEF 2860, 1119 nucleotides long. RefSeq names its product geranylgeranyl pyrophosphate synthetase. The coding region runs from base 1 to 1119 and encodes 372 amino acids. NCBI's taxonomy places the organism in Eukaryota, Fungi, Ascomycota, Sordariomycetes, Hypocreales, Cordycipitaceae. The transcript has a single exon. The record is from RefSeq and is a predicted model, not a curated record.